This is a messenger RNA of Adineta ricciae, 438 nucleotides long. NCBI's taxonomy places the organism in Eukaryota, Metazoa, Rotifera, Eurotatoria, Adinetida, Adinetidae. The record is from the annotation of a GenBank genome assembly.
AUGGUUACACUCGUUUAUGCUGAAUCAUUUCCUUUUUUCGAUGAUUUUGUCAAGUCUUUUCUUUCAUCCACCUCAACAAAAACAACACCCACUACUAACUUUCCUCAAACAUCAACAAAUUCAACAAAUGAUAUGAAAAAUCCAAAUAUUUUCUCGUCGAUUACAACUCAUAUUAACCUACUCGUCAUUGAAAUAGCUUUAAUAGUCGUUCUGUGUCUCAUGAAAUUCUUUCAAAAAUUAGCCAAUAACGGUUGUAAAAUAAAAAAGUCUUGGUUCGAAAUCAAAUCUGUGAAUGAAUAUCGUCGUCGCGCAACUGAAAGACAAAAUCAUCAAGCAUCACUGACAAAUGCUCUUCGAUGGGUCUAUAAUCAACAAGCAACAACAACGUCUUCUUCAAUCGAAACAUGCGAAUCAACAUAUCCUAUCUCAUUUGUAUAA